This is a messenger RNA of Dimorphilus gyrociliatus, 3241 nucleotides long. Lineage: Eukaryota; Metazoa; Annelida; Polychaeta; Dinophilidae. The record is from the annotation of a GenBank genome assembly.
UAUCUCUCUCUCUCUCUUUGUCAUCUCUCUGUCUUCCAUUAAAAGCUAUCUUGAAAAAAAAAACUCAUUAUUGUUUGGUUUUUAGUUUGCAUAUGUAACAUAUAAAUACAUGUAUACUAUUUCAGCUUGUCCGAAAAGGAACGUAUGGAAUCGAAGAAACAAAGAGACAAAUCACAACGCACAAAUCUUAUAGAAACACCUGCAACUAAAAAAUCCCUCUUUGGCGCACCUGUUAAGAUUGAACGUGACGAUUCGGUUAAAGCUCGUAUAAAUAACUCUCUAUGCUCUCAUGACACUUUUAUGAAAACUUUUGAGACCAAAAGUAACAAUCCACAUAGUCUAUAUGGGGUCAAUUCUCAACCAUCAACACCUGUAACCACUGCUACUGUGAAAUUUCCUGGUCGCGAUUCUGUUAAGACCUAUACGUCUACUCCAAAACAUACGAAAGAGAGGAAGAAUAAGUCCAUGCGGCAUUUGGCCUUACCGACGACGAAUGAGCUUGUCAACAACGAUGAAGAAAAGAAUAAGAAAGUUCAAGAAAUAAUUAAGGAAAUGACGCUUGUAACACCACUUUCAUCUAUCGAACCUGCAAGCAAGUUCGCAUUCCCCGUAAAAAACUCGAUUCAGACCAAAGUUCAACAAAAUUUACCAGAUCAGGAAAAAAUCCAAGGCCACGCAACGAAUUCCAACAGUACUAGAAGUGAACAACAAAAAAGCCAUGGUAAUUCUAACUCAUUGAGUGAUUCGUCAGAUAACGAAGAUAACGACGACAAGGAGGAAUGCUCUAAGAAGUCUGACAUCAAUUCUAACAACUUAAAAGAAAAUGACGAUACUCGGCCACCGAUGAAAACGAAUACUUCUGAUGAAAGUUCAUCAUCAUCGAGUUCGUCAUCCGACAGCGAGGCGUCUAGUUCGGACGAUGAGAAAAAAAUAGCUUCUCCCCAGGCUGAUAUUGAUCCUAUGCUGAAUCAACCAGCACCAGUGGCGCAGGAUACUUGGAAAAUUGCAGAUUUUAUUGGAAAUAUUCCAAAUGUUUCUAAUUCGCAAGAGUCGUCGACCACAAAUGGUAAGAAAAAGACGGACCAAUCAGACAACUAUCCCUACGGACCGGUGCAACCAGUCCGUCAAGCGAAGAAAAAGGCAGUAUACACCUCGAGCGGUAGCGAUGAUUCUGGCGAUGAAGACUUCGAACCUGCUCAAUCACACUCUCCAGGCAGUAAGAGACAACCCAAUAGAAAAAGGAAACAACCGACAAACAAAAAAUCACCUACAAAAUCAAAAAUAACCAAACCUUUCAAACCCAUAACUGUACCAAGCAGCGAUAGUGAUUCAUCUUUUGAAGAUAUUUCUAAUGGACCCAACGCCCAAGACGAAAAGUCAGAAGAAACCAAACUAAACAUACAACCCUAUUACAAUUCAAAUUCACAAAAACGCAAACCGAUGGCUGUAAUAACGCCCUUAAAUUCUACAACCCCUUCGAAUCCGAACAGCAUUACCGAAAUGCCGACUAAUAACCCUAAUAUUAAUGCCGGGGUGGCGCCCGUGGGUGCAUCUCAAGUUCAUGGUAGGCAUUCUACAGUUGUCUCCCUAUCAUUGGAAUUGUUGAGGAGUGUUGGCGUUUCAAUACCAAGGAGUAACAGUACUAUUCCUCCCACAUCUUCUCGUGAAAGGAAAAGAAAGAAAAGUCCAAAUGAAACUAAAGAUCGAGGGGAAAAGCGAAUAAAGAAGGAACCAGUCGAGCAAUCAACCAGUUCUUCGACACAUAAUCCUGAUUAUUAUCUUAUGCAAGCUGCUAAAGAAUGCAAGAGAGAAGCUGAUAACGUUAAAAACGAUAAUUGGCGAAAGUCGACUAAGUACAUGGAAGCAGUUCUCCACUUCCUUGAAUGGGCUCAAGCAAAAGAACGUUCCAGUGACCCAAAAACAAUCUUUACUAAUUACCGUGAAACUCUACCUCUAGUCAAGAAAAUUAACUCGUUCGACGGUCAAGACAUAACAAAGUGUUCGGAGAGAGAACGCAAGUUAUAUGUUCUGAACUUAAGAAUUCAAUCGAUACUCUGUUUCAAGCUAUUUACUUUCCGGCGUGGAGACGCCAAGCGCUUAAAACGUUAUAUAGAUGACCAUAGUGCGCCGAAAGGACCGACACCGUCUCCUAAAACACCGGGAAGUGUCACACCAGGAGGAGCAACUCCUAGCCCACAACCCGUACCUACUGGUGGCACAGUAUCUGUACCAGCAAACUUGCACCAAAUAACGCAAAAUUACAUGUCCGAUGUGUCUUAUUUGUUCGAGGCUCAUGAAUUCUGGAACCAUGCUGACUAUCGCGCUAAACCCUAUCAAGAGUUCUUUGCGAAAUUGGACUCAAAAUGUAAAAAACCAUUAAGUAUUCAUUCAUCGAUAGAAGAGUUAGUUUCAUAUAUGCGAAUAGGCCUAACUGACUUGGCCAACUCCUAGCCCAGUCUUCCUCUUCAAGGAACGAAGAAAAACACAGAAAAAUAAAUUACGGACCUGGUUGAAAAAUGCAAAAAAAACAACGUUUUUAAAAACUUUAUUUGUAUUUAACCUACAUUCUUAAACGCUCGUUUGAGUUGAUCGCUUUAACUAUAUAAUUCUAACGUAUUUAUUAUUAUUAUAUUUUUUCUCUCUAAAUAUUUCUUUACUUUCUCUCUCUAUCUCUCUUUCUAUAUAUAUGAUCUGUAUGUAUAUAUGUAUAUGUGAAUAUAUACAUAUAUAGGUAUACAAACUGUUAUCUUUGUUUUCUUUCUCCCUCCCUCUCUCUCUCUCUCUCUCUCUCUCUCUCUCUCUUUCUCUCCUCUCCUCUUUUUCUUCAUUUUACAUUUGCUAUGACGUUUUCUGAGCAAAUGCCUGACAAUUCGAAUGAUGCGACAAAAACUGUGAUAAGAGCAAUUGGAUAUGACCACCGGCUUUAUUUGGAUUGUGAUACAUUUCCAAAAGUAAUAGAUAGGCGAAAAAUCGAAAAAAAGUAAUUACAUGAAUGCAAGAGUAAAAUCUUUAAGAAAAUUGUUUGUAAGACAUUUUUUGAGCUUUGUCAAAUUGUGUUUCGUUUUGUUUUUGUUUAUUGGCUAGUCCGCUUUAUGGAGAGUAUUUUGAAAGAAUAUCUUCGUGUUGUUCGCUCGUUCGUUCUUGCUUUAGAAAGAUUAUAAUUUCGAAAUGAUCUAAUGAAUAUACUUUUGUUGCAAAUUAUGCCAGAAGAGAGUAAAAUAUGUCUGCUUCUAUGAAAAUU